AUGGUCAUCUUCUUGUUGGCUUUUGGUCACACAUCAUCACAGUACAGUACCACACAACACAACAGCAAUAACACAACUCACAACCAACAACUCCCCCAACACCACUUCAACACCACCAACACCACAACAACAAUCUCCAUGGUCGGUGCAACAUCUGGUGCAAGCUCCGCAGCCGCCACAACAAUGAGCCUAUCGAACCACAGCCACACCGAGUCAGGCUCCACAAUGGAGUCGCUCAACCACUUUUCCACGACAACAACCAGCCACUCGCGCGACUCACAACCCCAAUAUCCGCUUAGGACUGCCAGCCCGCUCUCCGUAGUGUCAGACCAGUCAUCCUCUACACAUGGACACGAGGAAGACGACGAUGACCUCGAAGAGUCGAGCUGGGACAGCGAAGACUUCUCAUCUGAUGACUACGAGGCCGACACCCGCAGGACUCGUCCCGCAGGGCCGCAUCUUGUGAUUGACUCGGACACGAUGCGGCUGCCUUCAGGACGGAUCAUAUCCUCACGGCCGGCAGUCGGCGGCAGCACAUCCUCAAAUCACAUGCGCAGGCGACAGCAACGUCGUGCUUCACCCCAGCUCCUCGAGGAAGACCUUUCACAGAACGAUCUCAAUGCCACCUACAACAACACCAACACGACAGCAGCUGCAACACCUCACGACAACGCGGACCGAUCGCAAGGACAAAUACCACCAAUGUCACGUUCCGCCUCUCCCGAGACAGCACUGGUUUCCACGACGACGACGACGACGACACCCGAGACCAGCCUCUCCAAGCGCGAGACCAAGCGCCGCGCCCUGACCACGCAGCUCGCCUCGCGCAUGCGGCAGACCGACCAGCAGACCCUCGCGCGCCUGCCCCACGCCGAGCAGCGGAGCCUGCUGGUCACCGGGCAGCGGGCGGUCGAGCAGGCCCAGCGCGAGGGGCAGCGGUUCACGGGCAAGAUGGACAGCCUGGGCAACAUCCAGGUGUCGGAGCGGUUCGUGAACGAUGUCCCCGGCGGCAAGGCGCACAAGAACCGGUUCUUUGCGAGGUGA
Messenger RNA from Microdochium trichocladiopsis, 1044 nucleotides. RefSeq lists its product as uncharacterized. The transcript has a single exon. Bases 1 to 1044 code for a protein of 347 amino acids. The record is from RefSeq and is a predicted model, not a curated record. Lineage: Eukaryota; Fungi; Ascomycota; Sordariomycetes; Xylariales; Microdochiaceae.